AUGUCGACUGGACGAAUGGAACCGACACUCUUCGUCAAGACCCUCACGGGCAAGACGAUCACCCUCGAGGUGGAAUCGUCGGAUACCAUCGACAACGUUAAGGCCAAGAUCCAGGAUAAGGAGGGAAUCCCACCAGAUCAACAGCGAUUGAUCUUUGCCGGAAAGCAGCUCGAGGAUGGACGUACUCUAUCCGACUACAACAUCCAGAAGGAAUCCACCCUUCACCUUGUCCUCCGUCUUCGUGGUGGUAUCAUUGAACCAUCUCUCAAGGCCCUCGCUUCCAAGUUCAACUGCGAGAAGAUGAUCUGCCGCAAGUGCUACGCCCGACUACCGCCACGUGCCACCAACUGCAGAAAGAAGAAGUGCGGUCACACAAACCAGCUCAGACCAAAGAAGAAGAUCAAGUAG
Molecule: messenger RNA, 408 nt
Organism: Orbilia oligospora ATCC 24927
Lineage: Eukaryota; Fungi; Ascomycota; Orbiliomycetes; Orbiliales; Orbiliaceae
Exons: 4
Coding region: 1-408 (135 amino acids)
Biological process (GO): translation; modification-dependent protein catabolic process; protein ubiquitination
Cellular component (GO): cytoplasm; ribosome; nucleus
Molecular function (GO): protein tag activity; ubiquitin protein ligase binding; structural constituent of ribosome
Source: RefSeq, a predicted model, not a curated record